This is a messenger RNA of Ipomoea triloba (trilobed morning glory), 1181 nucleotides long. Its product is annotated as NAC transcription factor 32-like. The record is from RefSeq and is a predicted model, not a curated record. Bases 64 to 930 code for a protein of 288 amino acids. The transcript has 3 exons. Lineage: Eukaryota; Viridiplantae; Streptophyta; Magnoliopsida; Solanales; Convolvulaceae. Gene Ontology annotation, molecular function: DNA binding. Gene Ontology annotation, biological process: regulation of DNA-templated transcription.
CUCGCAUCUUCCUCCAUUUCUCUGCCGAGUUCCACUGAACAGGAGAACAAGAAGAAAGAGAAGAUGAAGGGCAACGGUGGAAUUCAGGAUAGUAAGCAGUCACAGCUGGAGUUACCUCCCGGUUUCCGGUUCCAUCCCACCGACGAUGAGCUGGUGGUGCACUAUCUCUGCCGGAAAUGCGCCGCCCAGUCUAUCUCCGUUCCCAUUAUCGCCGAUAUUGAUCUCUACAAGUUCGACCCCUGGCAGCUUCCCGAGAUGGCCUUGUACGGUGAAAAAGAGUGGUAUUUCUUCUCUCCUAGGGACAGGAAGUACCCCAACGGUUCACGGCCCAACCGGGCUGCUGGGACCGGGUACUGGAAGGCAACCGGAGCUGAUAAACCCGUCGGAAAGCCCAAAACGUUAGGGAUAAAGAAGGCGCUGGUUUUCUACGCCGGGAAAGCCCCUAGAGGAAUCAAGACCAACUGGAUUAUGCACGAGUACCGGCUCGCCAACGUCGAUCGUUCCGCCGGCAAGAGAAACAAUUUGAGGCUUGAUGAGUGGGUACUUUGUCGGAUAUACAACAAGAAAGGCAGUGUUGAGAAGUAUUACGUGGAUGAGAAAGAAGUGAAUUUCCCAGAAUUGGAAGAUGAGAAGCCCAAAAUUUUGCAGAACGAAGGCGGGCUGCCCCCUGUAAUACCGGUUAAGAAUCAGUUGGACACAUCGAGGCGGCAGACCGACUCAAGCUGCUGCUCGGAGCAAGUGCAGUCGUCUAGCGACAAGGAGGUACAAAGCGCCCCCAAAUGGGAUGACCUCAAUUUCCAGUUCAACAAUUUCUCGGACAUCGCCCUUCAAACCACCUUUCCUUUCAAUGACCAGCACUUCAAUCCAUUCCAACAAGACAUGCUCUUCAUGAACAUGCACCACCACAAAUCCCCUUUCAAUUUUUGUUAAUACACUAUUAGAUCUUAGUGCCCAUUCAAUCUUUGUCUCAUCCCACAAAAUUGAAAACAAAAAAAUCAAGAAAAUCCUGGGAGUCAAAAUUAGCAGCCUUAGCUCAGAUGAUCCUGGGAAGGCAUAAUCUAUCCAAUGCAAUACCAUGUUCUUUGUAACUAUGGUGGAAGUAGGAUAUUGUACUGUAAUAUUCUUUUAGGUAACUUGAAAACUUUAUUUGUUUUAUAUAUUUAUGGUCUGAUAUGUUGCUA